AAAUCUACUAAAACUGACUUUUUAAACGAAAUAGUCACCUGUUAUUAUGAAAUCGUUACAGAAAUGCCUGACACGUCGACUUGUGGGUUCAUAUAAAAUGUAUUAAACGUCAGAUCACGUUUAUUAGGUCAGAUUUUAAGGAAGUGAUGAAGUCUCCGGUUUGUGUAUCCUGGAUCCGGAUGACGUCGGUGAACGGAACAGGUGCGCACGUUCAGUCCGCGUCGAGAGCUCUGAUUGGUUGAGAGACGCUCGAGUGUAUCCUGAUUGGCUGAGCGGUCAUGGGGCGUGUCCACAGGUGAGUGCUGCGCUUCUAGCGUACAGGGAAGUGAACAGUUCAACAGACAAACAUCUCACACUGGACGUCAUUAUACAUUUAUAAACUGGCAGAUGUGGUAUUAUUAGCAGGGAGGAAUGACCACACUGACCAAGAGGAACCGGCGCGCUGAGGCUCCAGCGGAGCGAUGGAGUAAUGCUGAGGAGAAGGAGGAGAAAACAGACGGCACGGAUGAGGAACAGGACACCGACUCCAAAUCACUGAGACUCACUCUGAUGGAGGAGAUUCUGCUCCUGGGGCUCAAAGAUAAAGAGGGCUACACAUCGUUCUGGAACGACAGCAUCUCGUCAGGCCUGCGCGGCUGCAUUCUGAUAGAGCUGGCUCUGAGAGGACGCAUUCAGCUCGAGCCGCAGAGCUCACGCAAGAGGAAACUACUGGACCGCAAGGUGCUGGUGAAGUCCUCGGCUCCCACCGGUGACGUGCUGCUGGAUGAAGCACUGAAACACAUCAAGAACACAGAACCACCGGAGGAUGUGUCCAGCUGGAUCGAGCUGCUCACAGGCGAGACGUGGAACCCCUUAAAGCUGCACUUCCAGAUGCGUAACGUGCGCGAGCGUCUGGCCAAGAGUCUGGUGGAGAAGGGUGUCCUGAGCACGGAGAAGCAGAACUUCCUGCUGUUCGACAUGACCACACACCCGCUGACGGACAGCAGUGAGAAGCAGCGUCUGGUGCAGCGUCUGCAGGACAGUCUUCUGGAGCGCUGGACCAACGACUGGCGCCGCAUGAGCCGCCGCAUGCUAGCGCUGAUCCUGCUAGCGCACGCCGCAGACGUGCUGGAGAACACACUGUCCUCGCUGAGCGACGAGCGCUACGACACCGCUAGCACACGCUCACGCAGCCUGCUGGAGGCCGACCCCGACCUAGAGAGUGCAAAGGUCACGACCCCCGCCGAGGAGAUGAUCUGGACCGUGCUGGCAGCCUUCAACAGAUCCUGAGAGAGCGCCCUUCAUAGACAGCAUCCACGCUCCCUACAGAGACAGCAGGAGCAUCAGCGUUCAGAGCCUGUCCUCACAUAAUCAUAGACAUGUUCACGCUGCAGGCGCUUCAGACUGUUGCUCUUUCUUCAUUACAUCUUGGGACUUACAUAUUUUUAGUUUGAGUAAUUUUAGUACUUCAUCUUCAGCUUAUUUCAUUUCAGUUAGUUGCCAAUUUUAUUUUACAAUUUUUAUUUUUAUUUCAAUUAACAACAAUAGUUGUAAUUAACAACAACACUAAUGAUCUGAAUUCAAAAUUUAUAUUAAUUUCAGA
This is a messenger RNA of Carassius auratus (goldfish), 1582 nucleotides long. Its product is annotated as Golgi phosphoprotein 3-like. Lineage: Eukaryota; Metazoa; Chordata; Actinopteri; Cypriniformes; Cyprinidae. Gene Ontology annotation, cellular component: trans-Golgi network; cytosol; Golgi cisterna. The record is from RefSeq and is a predicted model, not a curated record. Gene Ontology annotation, biological process: Golgi organization; Golgi vesicle budding; Golgi to plasma membrane protein transport. Bases 412 to 1269 code for a protein of 285 amino acids. The transcript has 5 exons. Gene Ontology annotation, molecular function: phosphatidylinositol-4-phosphate binding.